AUGUCUAAAGCAUUGGCACUUGUGGUGGUGUUGUUUUUUGUGUUAUUUUGUGGAAAAUGCUAUGGAGAACUUAGAGUUGGAUUUUACAAAGGAAAAUGUGGGGUGACAAAUGUUGAAGGUGUUGUCCAAAAUGUUGUAGAAACAUGGCAUUUUGAAGAGAAGGAAAAGGAUAUUGCAGCUGCUCUUCUACGUAUGCAAUUCCAUGAUUGCUUUGUUAAUGGUUGUGAUGCAUCAAUUCUACUGGAUGGACUCACCAGUGAGAAAAAAGCAGUCCCAAAUUCAAGUGUUAGGGGAUAUGAACUCAUUGAUGCUAUUAAAGAAGCUUUAGAAGCAGAAUGUCAAGGCCUAGUUUCUUGUGCUGACAUUAUUUCUAUGGCAACUAGAGAUGCUGUUGUCUUUGUUCUCAACAAGGCUCGAAGACCUUUGACUAGAUUUGAAAUGGAUCAGGCUGGAGGAAAAUGGUAUGAUGUAGAAACAGGACGAAGGGAUGGAGAUGUUUCCUUAGCUUCAAAUGUGAAACUUCCUGCUGCUACAAUUUCAGUUUCUGAUUCCAUCAAACUCUUUGCAAGCAAAAAUCUUACUCAAUAUGACAUGGUUUAUCUUCUAGGUGGCCACACUGUUGGAAUUGCUCGUUGCUCACUCUUCAAAGAUAGAAUAUACAACUUCAAUAAAACUGGUGGUCCUGAUCCAACCAUGAGCCCAUGGCUAUUGGCUGAAUUAAAGGAAAAAUGUCCAAGAAUUUCAUUAAUAUUUGACAACACUUAUCCUCUUGAUGUGAAGACUCCAUCUUUGGUAGAUAAUUCAUAUUUUCAAGAAAUUAAAAAGGGAAAUGGGGUUCUUCAAAUUGAUCAACAAAUAGCAUUGGAUGAAUUGACAAAGAAUAUUGUGGAUGAUAUUGUUAAUGAUCCUGAUUUUUACACUAAGUUUGGUGAGGCCAUGGUGAAAUUGGGUAGAGUUGAAGUAUUAAUUGAUGGACAAGGAGAAGUGAGGAAAUCAUGUAGGGUUGUUAAUUAGAAGCCAUUUAUUUUUGGAGGGCUCAAUUAGA
This is a messenger RNA of Solanum stenotomum, 1045 nucleotides long. RefSeq names its product peroxidase 60-like. Gene Ontology annotation, cellular component: plant-type cell wall; plasmodesma. Gene Ontology annotation, molecular function: heme binding; peroxidase activity. Lineage: Eukaryota; Viridiplantae; Streptophyta; Magnoliopsida; Solanales; Solanaceae. Bases 1 to 1014 code for a protein of 337 amino acids. The record is from RefSeq and is a predicted model, not a curated record. Gene Ontology annotation, biological process: hydrogen peroxide catabolic process; response to oxidative stress. The transcript has 5 exons.